Molecule: messenger RNA, 1215 nt
Organism: Mytilus trossulus (common blue mussel)
Lineage: Eukaryota; Metazoa; Mollusca; Bivalvia; Mytilida; Mytilidae
Product: interferon-gamma-inducible GTPase 10-like
Exons: 1
Coding region: 1-1215 (404 amino acids)
Cellular component (GO): membrane
Molecular function (GO): GTP binding
Source: RefSeq, a predicted model, not a curated record
AUGGAUUUAUUGGAUAAUUGGACAACAGUUGAGGAUUUUGAACAGAUACAGAAAGACACAAAAGAGUUUAUUGCACAAACGGGCAUUGCAUUCCUCUCUGAUUUUAUUAGGAUAAAAUCGAAUGAAUGGAAAAAUGCAAAUAUUCAAAUUGGAAUUUUUGGGGAAAGUGGUUCCGGCAAAUCAACAUUUUUGAAUACUUUUCGUGGAUUAAAAAGAGGUGACGAAGGAUUUGCCGACCAGGGUUAUAAAGGUAAUACAACUAAAAAAGCAACAAAAUACACAAUAAAGGACAAUCCUAACAUCACAUUUACGGAUGGGGUUGGUUGCGGAACAAUACAAUAUGAGAGAGGUUAUGAAUAUCUGAAAUCGCUCGAAAUAGAGAAUCUUGAUUUUGUGCUUUUGAUGUCGAAUAAGAAUUUUUCACAGGAUGAUGCCUGGUUUGCUAGGGAAAUACGUAAAAUGGGAAAGCCGUUAUUUUUCGUAAGAACUAAAUUCGAUGAAAUCUUAAGAAGUGCCAAAGUGGACGGCAUCACCGGACAGAACAUUUACGAAGAAAUAGUUACAGUUUGUGCUGAAAAUAUCAAAGACAGCGGAAUUCCAACAACAAGUAUCUUUAUAAUAUCCAAUUAUGAUCCGUCAGUAGGCGACUUCGACAAGCUAAUUCAUGCAAUAUUUAAGACGCUCACACAAAACAAAAGGGAGGCAUUACUUUAUUGUAUACCACCCUUAUCGCACCAGGUGAUUAAAGAAAAGAAGGUAGAGUUGAUCCGACGUGCGAACCGUGUUGCUUUCUUAUCGGCAGCAGGUGCUGCAAUACCUUUACCGAUGCUGGAGAUCUUGAACGUAAACAUGCUUCAAGGUGAAAUACGGUUUUAUAUGAAGGAAUUUUCACUGACUGAAGAGAUAAUAAAAAACACUUGUAACAAGCUGAAAAUCGUACAAAAGGAAUUAAUGAGCCUACUUCCUCAUUUUCAAAGUUUGUUGAUGGAAGGAAUUAGAGAAAUGGUCUUGAAGUCUAUUCAGUCAGUUCUUGCUGAAAAAACUACCGAAGUUAUGGCAAAGCGAUUUUUAAAGUUUAUACCAUUUGUCGGUACUAUCUUAUCAUCUUCAAUUACGUUCAUUGCAUGUUUGAAAAUGCUCCACAAGGAAAUCGAUGAACUAGAAAAAGAAGCACAUACACUUCUUGAUAAAGUAAUUGAAAACCUUAAAUUAUAG